CAUUCGUUUGCAUAUAGGUUUUCAUGCAGCUGUGCCUCUCGAUCGAACCAACGCGCCAUCGGCCUUCUGCUCCCCUUUUUCCUGUGGUGGCAUGGCACAUGGCAUGGAGCCGGAGAUGAGCUGCCAACCGAAGGCGUUGCAAAAGGCCAGAGCGGAGCACCAUGCCCAGGAUGUUGCCCAGACCGCCAAGCAGGAGCCAAGAUGAAGGCGAAAGUCUUGUUUCACCAACCAAGCAUUUUCCAAGACGUCUCAAGCAUUUCCAAGAAAAGCCUUCGACGAUCUCGCCAGAUGCUGCAAACAAGGGGUUUUUCGCGAAACCUCUGACGACGCUCUUGUGAAUAUCGCUCUCCAGCCAUUGCUUGCCACGCGGAACACCCGGCACAGGGAAACACGAGCUGCGCGCCUGCAAAAGGAGAACCCUGCCGUUGGAUAGCAGUCACAGCGCAAGCUGAUGAAACGAAAUUAUGAUGGAACCAUUGGGUUUGGUAGCUGUGUACUUGUCGGGAUUAUGCAUUGACUGGUCUGUCUCCAAGUACCUUGAUAUCCCACCCUCCAUCUUCGCCGUGUACCCGAACACAGCCCGGCCGCUAGCUAUUAUCGGUCGCUGUCAGUGCCAGUGGAGUUGGGAUGGGACCAAAUUGACAUGAUUGGACUCAGUGCCUUGCUCCCGCCCGCCGCUGCUGCCCAUUUUUGAUACUGUCCUGCCCUCGACUCGUCCUUCGUGUUGCCGUCAAUCUUUCUCUCUCUUUCCUUCCUCCAGUCAACUUCUGGCACAUUUCUUACCAUCGUUUCAGUUGCAAAUUGUUUAAUAUCGCAGAGGGAACUGCAUUCUUGUUGCUUGUUUCAGUGCCAUUCGUUACGGGCCCCCCUCUGCUUCAUUCCGACUUUCGUUGAACACAACAUCUUCUUCACUUUUCCGGAUUUUUUUGCCAGCAGAGACAGCGUGCGCCAAGUGAAUCAAUCCGUCUCAGACGUCAUUCCAACCGCCCUGACAACUACAUCCACAUCAAAACAGACAAUCCAUCAACAGGCUCACACUGCGCGCUUGUCGCAACCACAACCAGAACAUCACCAAAAUGCGAUUCUCUAAAACAUCUCUCGUUUCCGCCUCCCUACUACUAGGGCAGGCGGCCGCCGAACUUCCUCCCAUUGUCAUGAAGGGGUCCAAAUUCUUCUACGAAAAUGGCACCCAAUUCUUCAUGAAGGGUGUUGCUUACCAGCAAGACAGCGCCGCCUCCGGCCAGUCCACCGGCAGCUCCAAGUACAGCGACCCUCUUGCCGAUCCCGCCAGCUGCAGACGCGACGUCCCCCUUCUCAAGCAACUCCGUACCAACACCAUCCGUACCUAUGCCAUUGACCCAACCAAGAACCACGACGAGUGCAUGAAGCUUCUCGACGACGCCGGCAUCUAUGUCAUCAGCGAUCUUAGCGAGCCAAGCUUGUCGGUCAACCGCGACGACCCCAAGUGGGACGUCGAGUUGCUCAAGAGAUACACUGAUGUCGUCGACGCCCUGAGCGGGUACAGCAACGUGAUCGGCUUCUUCGCUGGUAACGAGGUCACCAACAAUGCCACCAAUACUGAUGCCUCUGCCUACGUCAAGGCCGCUGUCCGCGACACCAAGAACCACAUCAAGGCCACCACCAAACGCUGGUUGGGCGUUGGCUAUGCUGCCAACGAUGACGCCGAUAUCCGUGAAAACAUUGCCAAGUACUUCAACUGCGGCAACCAGAGCGAGGCCAUCGAUUACUGGGGAUACAACAUCUACUCGUGGUGCGGCGAGAGCUCUUUCACGGAUUCGGGCUAUGAUAAGCAGGUCGAGUUCUUCAAAGGGUACUCGGUGCCUGUCUUCUUUGCCGAAUAUGGCUGCAACAUUCCCCACGGUGCUGAGGGUCGUAUCUGGGAGGAGACUACUGCCCUCUACUCUGAUAAAAUGACUGGCGUUAUUAGCGGCGGCAUUGUUUACAUGUACCACCAGGAGGAGAAUGACUACGGUCUGGUCCAAAUCAAGGGCAGCACCGCCUCCAAGUUGAAGGACUUUGACACUCUCUCGACCGCCAUGGCGUCCGUUCGCCCUUCGCCUACCCAGAUGGAUGCCUACAAUCCCACCAACUCCCCCGCCGCCUGCCCCACGGUCAACUCCAAGUGGGUCGUCAGCGGCGACCGCUUGCCCCCUACCCCCAACAACGACCUUUGCGAGUGCAUGUACAAGUCCUUGACCUGCGUUCCUUCGGACAACCUCAAGACCACCGACUUUGGCAAGAUCUUCAAUUAUGUCUGCGACCAGACUCCCGAGGCGUGCGACGGCAUCAACGGCAAUGUCACCUCGGGCGUGUACGGACCCUUCUCCAUGUGCGGAGAUAAGCAGAAGUUGGGGUAUAUUCUCAACGAGUACUACAACUCCCAGAACCAGGCCAGCGGCGCUUGCGAGUUCAAGGGGCAGGCCACCAUCCAGGCGGCCGAGGCUGAUGACCGGUGCAAGGCUAGCUUGGCUGAGGCCAGCGAGGCUGCUAGCAACACCCAGGGUGGGUCAGAGACGAGCAAGAAUAUUGCCGUGCCUAUCCCCAUGAAGCACCUGUUUACGAUUGGUGACUUGGCUGUCGGGGCGUAUGUGGUUGUUGCUAUGGGCGUUGGUGCUGGUAUGGUGCUUUUGUAA
Messenger RNA from Podospora pseudopauciseta, 2654 nucleotides. RefSeq lists its product as uncharacterized. The transcript is spliced from 3 exons. Gene Ontology annotation, molecular function: 1,3-beta-glucanosyltransferase activity. Bases 1077 to 2654 code for a protein of 525 amino acids. Lineage: Eukaryota; Fungi; Ascomycota; Sordariomycetes; Sordariales; Podosporaceae. Gene Ontology annotation, cellular component: plasma membrane. Gene Ontology annotation, biological process: fungal-type cell wall (1->3)-beta-D-glucan biosynthetic process; fungal-type cell wall organization. The record is from RefSeq and is a predicted model, not a curated record.